Pomacea canaliculata is the source of this 1994-nucleotide messenger RNA. Its product is annotated as MAM and LDL-receptor class A domain-containing protein 1-like. The transcript has 8 exons. Gene Ontology annotation, cellular component: membrane. The coding region runs from base 114 to 1361 and encodes 415 amino acids. Lineage: Eukaryota; Metazoa; Mollusca; Gastropoda; Architaenioglossa; Ampullariidae. The record is from RefSeq and is a predicted model, not a curated record.
GCGGGAAUUCUCUCACGGUAGGGCUGGAGUUAUCCAAAGUAUAGAUUAAUAUCGCACUUUGCUUUAACCCUGACGAUCGUGUUCUAAGCUGAGAACCCUCUCAGGACCUUCAGAUGGCGACGUAUGAUGACGUAUCAAGGUGUCAAUGGCUGUUCUUGGUAUAUUUGAUUGUGGACGUACCUGGAGCUUUGCCACAAAGACCUUGCAGAGAUUCUAAUGGUUUCAUUGAAGCAAGCAGUUACUUCCUUGAGAAUCACCCUACAGCGUACCCUAUGCAAUACGGAGACUGCUCCUUUGGUCAGUCUCUGUGUAACUACACUCAAUUCUGUACGGACCAGGAUGCGGAGAGCUGGCGACAGAAUGGAGAUCACGCUGAAUGUCCCGGGAAGACUGGCCGGUACGAGUCCUUCUCAGUCCUGGUGUCGCCGCUACUCGAUAUCAGUCACGUGACCUGCCUAACGUUUGAAUACACACAAGAACCACCAGGACAGCUGAGUGUUUACCUGGCAACAACUACAUCUUUAUUUAUUAUUAUGCCAGAGGAAGUUAGACAAAAACAAGGUUUUGUAAAUUUCACGACUGUGUUAUCAAGUACUACUGGUAAGCUGAUGUUCCGAGCUCGCACUCCUGAUGUUAAUCACUCGGUUCAGCUGCGUGCUGUCAAACUGCAACAAGGAUCUUGCACUGGGUCUGGGUUUGUCUUAACAACUUGUCUCUUUGAACGUGACUAUUUGCCUUCAUCUUGUGGCUGGAGUAUGAACAACUGGAACAUAACCGCCCAACUGUCAGCCCCAGAAAGUACUGAAAGUAUCAGCGACGCAGCAAGUAUAGGGUAUUUUGCUUACGUCAUACACCCGAUUCGUAAAGGCACGUUGACCACUAUCAUGGCUCAGCCAACAGGAAACCAGACAGGAUGCCUGGAAUUCAGCUACAUCCUCUGUGGCCCUGAUUCGAGAUUGCUGGUAUCCAUUGAAACUUUGGAUGGAAAUCGGAGAGUACUGUGGUCAGGGCCGCCAAACACGUCAACUGACUGUUUAAAGACAUGGAAACUCGCACAAGUACCCGUGUCAUCCACAGCUGCAUUUGCUAUUAUCUUUGAAAAUGUACCUGCGUACAGUACCUCGAUCGUGAUUACCGUUGACUCUGUUAGAUACAUGCUACAGCCGUCACCAUUAGACUGUCAACUUGAACCACAGCACGCUCAGCCACGUGACAAUGACAUCACAUCAUCGCCAUCGAGUUUGACACAAGGACUGUCCAGAAGCAUCAGUUCAGUGUCUGUGUCACUGGUAUACAAUCAAGAAACGGCUUCUACAUUGUUCCAAUCAACGAUUGGACACACUAGUAUUGAUCGUAAGUAAUAACACGUUUGAAAUUUAUUUUGAUAUCUAAUUUUAUUUAGAACGAUUGAAAUGAAAAGUAACACGUGUAUGUUCCUCUGUCUGCUUCUGUAAAGAUAGAUUCCCUUUGUCCACACAGAAAUAACCACACGCUCGGAUAAUUGCAAGUAGCUUUUGUCACAUUUUUCUCGCUGCAGUUAGAAUCUUGAGCAGAGGAGAGACUACAUGAGAAGCAAACCACUUAACAUGCAAAAUGCUUAUAUCUUAUCUAUAAAUAUAUUAGCAUAUGUGUGUGUAAAAAUAUCUCUGAAUUUUUUAGCAAAAUUAUACACAAGCAUGUUAUUGCGUACUGUAGCAACACCCCAAGCCAAAAGGUCAAAAGGCAGAAAGAGUUCGUGAGAAAUUAUUUGGAAGUGUCAUGAAGUUACGAUCCUGAGGCGCAAUCUCCGUAGUCCAACUCUUCUCACAAGUAGAAAACAUUCUGGUCGAAUACGUGUAAGCUGUUCACAGUGUGUGAAACUCUUCUCAAGUAAAGGAAGUAAAAUAUUUUUUAAAAAAACGUAUUUUAUUGUCUAAUAGCUAGCGGAACUAGGAACGUGGACUUGCAGGAUAGCGCCUUGUGUAGUCUCUGCCACUGCUUAGUCUUUGAUUACA